AUGGCGAACGGGCACCCGGAUGAAGGCGGGCUCGGCACAAAUGCCACAGCUGGGGCAGAGCCAUCGCCCGAGGCGGUGCACGGGCCCCUGCGCCUGCGAAACACCCUCACAGGCCACACGCGCGCUGUAUCAUCGCUGAAGUUUUCGCCAGUGGACAGCAGCCUGCUCGCGUCUGCAUCAGCAGACAGGAGUGUACGGGUGUGGCGCCUCAGCAGCAGCACAAGCAGUGAAAGCGACCCCGCCAGCAGCUGCGCGGACGGCGUCGCGGACGCAGCGGGCCCACGCGAGGUGUCGGCGCCUGGAGGGCUGCAGCACACGUCGGGCGUGAACGACGUGGCAUGGAGUCCGCUGGGGAACUAUUUGGCAAGCGCAAGCGAUGACACGGUGGUGCGGCUGUGGGACGCUGAGACCGGGGCAUGCCUGCGCGAGAUGGAGGGCCACACCAACUACGCCUACUGCUGCCAGUUCGACCCCGCAGGGCGGGUGCUGGCCACGGGCAGCUUUGACGAGACGCUGCGGUUCUGGGACGUCCGCGUCGGCCGCCUGCUGCGGGAGACGCCCGCCCACAGCGACCCAGUGACCUGCCUGUCCUUCAGCUACGACGGCACGCUGCUGGUGUCGGGCUCGUUCGACGGCCUCGUGCGCGUGUGGGACGCGCGCAACGGCCACUGCCUGCGCAGCUACGCCAGCAGCGCGACCAGCGCCCCCGUCAACGACGUGUCGCUCUCGCACAAUGCCCAGUACUACCUGCAGGCCACCCUGGACAGUCGCCUGCGCCUGGUGCACCUCGAGACCGGCCGCUGCGCCAAGACCUACGCGGGCCACAGGAACGAGGACUUCUGCUGCGGCGCCGCCUUCGUGGCGGGCCUGCCGGAGGCGCAGGGGGCUGGGGAUGCCAUGGACACGGACGCGGCGGCAGACGCGGGGGCGCGCGAGGAGGGGAGGGGCGGGCCGGCGGCGCCGGCCGUCUCGGCGGUAGCGAGUGGCGGGGAGGACGGGUCCCUGUGUGUCUGGGGGCUCAACAGCCGCAAGCUGCUGCAGCGGGAGCUGGGGGCAGCGGCGGGCGGGCAGGGGCACGGUGCGGCCGCGCUCUGCAUCGCAGCGCACCCGACGCGGCCGCUGGUGGUGACGGGGGGGCAGGAGCCAGACUGCGCCAUCAAGGUCUGGGCGGCCCCAUGA
This is a messenger RNA of Monoraphidium neglectum, 1179 nucleotides long. Its product is annotated as Protein Mut11. NCBI's taxonomy places the organism in Eukaryota, Viridiplantae, Chlorophyta, Chlorophyceae, Sphaeropleales, Selenastraceae. The record is from RefSeq and is a predicted model, not a curated record. Gene Ontology annotation, molecular function: protein binding. The transcript has 3 exons. The coding region runs from base 1 to 1179 and encodes 392 amino acids.